Meloidogyne enterolobii is the source of this 534-nucleotide messenger RNA. The record is from the annotation of a GenBank genome assembly. Lineage: Eukaryota; Metazoa; Nematoda; Chromadorea; Rhabditida; Meloidogynidae.
AAAAUUAGUUGCAAUCAUGGGAGAACAAAUGAAAUUGGAAGGUCAAUUGCGUGGACACAAUGGUUGGGUCACUCAAAUUGCGGCUAGUCCAGUGUACAAAAAUAUGUUAGUUUCUUCUUCGAGAGACAAAACUAUCAUUUUGUGGCAGUUGGAUGAGUCUGGAUCUGUUUUGACAGGCAAACCGUUAAAGUCACUCCAUGGGCAUGGACAUUUUGUUUCUGAUGUUGUAAUGUCAUCUGAUGGGCAAUAUGCACUUUCUGGCUCGUGGGACAAAACUUUGCGUCUUUGGGACCUUAACACGUCUGUUUAUGCGUUUAUUUUGGCAAUUGGUCGUAGCGCUCUUGGAUUGACAGUAGAGUUCGACUGCCGUCCACAGGGAAAGGAAUUCCCCGGGGAACGGGGGAAGGUCUCCCCAUAAAGUCGCCUGUUCACUCCAUGGUUCGAAUUCCCCGCAACUCCCGUUGUCCCGUAAAAUCGAUCCAUCCGUGCCUCGAAAGAGCGCACCCUAGUUGAUAGAGAUUUUCUAUAAGUCUU